This is a messenger RNA of Mauremys mutica (yellowpond turtle), 447 nucleotides long. Its product is annotated as hepatitis A virus cellular receptor 1 homolog. The record is from RefSeq and is a predicted model, not a curated record. Lineage: Eukaryota; Metazoa; Chordata; Testudines; Geoemydidae. The coding region runs from base 10 to 447 and encodes 145 amino acids. The transcript has 3 exons.
GUUAUCACCAUGGCUCCUUAUUUCAUCUUGCAGUGGAUCCUAAUGGUCCUAUUUACAGGUCUCACAGUGUCAGGCUCUCCAGUGAGAGGAGUGGUGGGUCAGAACGUCACUUUGCCCUGUAAAUACCCAGUUAAUCACCAAAAUGACAUCACAACAAUGUGCUGGGGCCGGGGCAGCUGUCCUUCUUCUCAGUGUUCUCAGACAAUUCUCCAGACGGAUGGACGGAGGGUAACAGAGCGUCAGUCCAGCAGAUACCGGUUAGAAGGGAAUCUCGCUCAGGGGGAUGUGUCCCUCACCAUCGUGAAUGCGGCAGAAGCAGACGGAGGGAUGUACUGCUGCAAAGUGGAGAUCCCUGGUUGGUUCAAUGAUCUGCUGAACAAUCUGGAAGUUGUGAUUGAGACAGUGUUACCCAUUAUGGCGCUGAAGCUGUACUGUUACCACUGCUGA